AUGACAUUACCAGGUGCGAGCGCAAAAAAGGGCGGCAGUAGCGGAGACGGGAACUCAAACAAUGACUCUCCUAGCAGUGGUGGUGGUAGCGGCGGCAGCGGCGGCGGCGGCUCUUCAUCAGACGACUCUUCCUCUGGCGGCUCUUCAACCGGCGACGAGGGUUGCGGGAUACCCGCUAUCCCACCAGUCUGGAAAUGGGACCUGAUCCCCUUUCACGCCACAAACAACACCGGAAUGAAGGGCGUCGGCUUGGGCUACGGCGGGUCAUUCUUCAAGGGUGAGGCGUCGCUAAAGUACGUCGUCACGGCAGGUCAAAGAUGCCGUCCGGGCGACUUGCAAACAAGCCACAUGCUCGGCUAUGCCUGGAUCGGCCCGCAGCCGUCGUAUCCAGCUAGUCCAACCAACUCUAUCAUCAUAGGGUUCAAAGCGUGGGAAACAGACAAGUCGCUUGACAACAUUGGCGACUCGUACGCGUACAUCAAAAAAGACCAAUUCUGUCCCAAGAAACCAGAUCUGUUUCGCGUCACGACGACGCACGGGUGGUCCAAUUUCUCCACGCGCACUACGCAGGCUGCCGACUUUAUGAACAUGACCCUCGCAGAAAGUGCUGCCAACUCGGACCAGGCGCUGUUCAACGCAACAAUGAUGGACGAGCUCAACUUCAAGCCUACAGACGACGGGCUGUUGCUGAUACUACCCAAACGGGCGUGCUCAGACUCCCGAGAACAUACUUUUCGACUUCCAGAUCAGUUGACCAUGAAUGGAUCCUUCACCAACACGACGCUCAACUUGGCGCUGUCAGGACGAGGCAACGCAACAAGCUCCAGCAUCCGCGACAACGAAAUCACUGCCGAGUUUGAGAUUACUUUUACGGGGGUGUUUGACGCUGCCAACUCGACACACAAAAUCAGCGUGCAACCGCAGAGCCAGCCGCUAGUCACUUGGGUGCAGAGUUUUGGCUUGCGUGCGACGGCGUUGCGGUGGAGCAGCAGUUUUGUCUAUAUUGCAGCAGCUCUCUUGUUCAUAGCGACCAUGGCCACCGGCCAGGAACAACGGAAAAGGCUGAGCCGCAAGCCUGCAAGCCCAGCUGCAACCGAACUUGGCCAUGACGAUGGACGUAGACUAGUCUUGGCGAGCCGCGAGAUGCUUCCAAAAGGUCACAAGAGCUCAUCGCGAGAUGCGGCUAAAGGACUAUUUAUUCGCGAAAUGGCUGGCAUAGAUGUCGGCGUUGAAAUAGGACUUUGGGAGGUCAAUGUCGAUACAGCAGGGUUACAGUACCAGCCUCGACGCUGUCUAUCUCGCUGA
Molecule: messenger RNA, 1305 nt
Organism: Beauveria bassiana ARSEF 2860
Lineage: Eukaryota; Fungi; Ascomycota; Sordariomycetes; Hypocreales; Cordycipitaceae
Exons: 2
Coding region: 1-1305 (434 amino acids)
Source: RefSeq, a predicted model, not a curated record